AUGUCUGGCCAAGGCCGAGAAUCUUCUCCCCAGCCCUACGGGUGGUUGUCCGUCUGUCUGCGAUGGCCAUCCCUCCUCGCCUUUUCCAUUGUCAACAUCGCCCUCAUCGCGACCGUCAUUGCCCUGACUAUUGUCUCUUCUCAAAAUGAUGGCUUCGUCACGGUUCCAUCCAGCAACACCGCAAAGGAUGGUGAUGUCGGCGACAUUCCUGAUACUCCCUGGAGCUUGGGUAUACUCUGGACAUCACUCCCCAGCUUUGUCUUCUCUCUUUUCGGUGCCUACUGGGCCUGGAUAGCUGGCUCCCUUGCAGAGCGUCAACCCUACGUCGAACUUCGCAAAGAGGGUGGCGCCGACGCAAGAGUGUCGAUUCUCCUCGACUACCGAGUCGUCGCCAGCAUCUGGCGCUGGUGGGGGGCCUUUCGAAAGUCUCACUACAUGGUCGGAGCUACUACUCUGCUCUCUGUGUUUUUGACAUACCUUGUUGCGCCCUUCGCUGCACGGCUGUUUGUGUCGCAAGUCGUGACAGUCUCACAGUCGAUUCCUAUCGUGUACAAUCAGACGUACACGGUCGACGGCAUCGACUCUACUGUCGAUUGGCGCCCUGUUUUCGACACUGUCUCCGCUACGCGGCUCUACGGGGGUAACAAGAUUGCCUGGACGGACGACGAGCGCGCCUUUCGCCCCUUUGAUGCCGACUCAGAACUUGCCACAGGAACGAGCAUAGCGGCAAAUACGACUGCGUACUCGGCCUACCUCAACUGUGAACCUGUAAAGGACUAUUCCAUCACGUCAAGUGGGAGUUCAGUUCAGGUGUCUGGCAAUGACAGAGGGUGCAGCUUCAAGCAAAGCUUUCCCACUUCAAGUUCGCAGGAGACAUACUUCAAAACCACAGUGGAGUUUGGCUGCUCCGCCAAGGCAUAUUAUAGCCGUUUGGUGUUUACUGCGGCUAAGUACUCCUCAUCAGCAAAGAACAACCUCAAAGACAUCAAGGUCAUCUCCUGUGCAACUGGAUACCGCCAAGUCGCCGGUACCCUGCGAGUCUUGCCAUCAAAAGACGCCCCAGUAAUUCAAUCAUUCGUCGAGACGGGUGAGCCAAACACCAGCCGACCAAAGCUUUGGAGAGUCUUUGAGCAGGACAUUUUCGGGGCUGUGACCUUCAACCCAAAGAUGAAGUGGUCAACUACAGACCUGGGGACUUUGAUGCUGUACACUGCCCAGCGGGCGAAGCCGUCGGAUCCCCUAGCAACAGAUGUACUCAUGGAGGCAAUUCAGAGCGUCUUUACAGCCAUCUACGUGAAUGCGGUUGCGGUUCAUGGCUUCAAGACGCUCUCGGAGCCCGAGAAGGCUAUGGGCUCAGGCUUUGUUCCCACAACUCGCCUUUUCGUCGUCACCUGGGUUGCUGGCAUUAUCGUCGCAUUUCUUGCCAUCACACUCUGCACCGUCGCCGUGGUACAUUUCCUUCUUCGUGGCGCUCCAUCAAUUCUAUCAGAGGAACCGCAAGGUUUGCUGUCCAUGGCUGCGAUUCUUGAAAAGAGCGACCUUCUUCGCGUGGCUUCUGAGAUACGCCACGACGUCGGCUUCGAUGGAGAGAUACGGGAGAGAGCUAAGGACCAACCCGAAGUGAAGGACAGGAAGUGGAGAGUGGUGAAACAUCCUGAGACUGGGUACUGGGUUGUCAGGGCGGCGCGGAAUAUCGAGAUGGGGGCCGCAGAGCGUCUUCUGAGUUGA
Messenger RNA from Fusarium keratoplasticum, 1728 nucleotides. RefSeq lists its product as uncharacterized. The record is from RefSeq and is a predicted model, not a curated record. NCBI's taxonomy places the organism in Eukaryota, Fungi, Ascomycota, Sordariomycetes, Hypocreales, Nectriaceae. The transcript has a single exon. The coding region runs from base 1 to 1728 and encodes 575 amino acids.